Molecule: messenger RNA, 972 nt
Organism: Pocillopora damicornis (cauliflower coral)
Lineage: Eukaryota; Metazoa; Cnidaria; Anthozoa; Scleractinia; Pocilloporidae
Product: dynein light chain Tctex-type protein 2B
Biological process (GO): microtubule-based movement
Cellular component (GO): cytoplasmic dynein complex; cytoplasm
Molecular function (GO): dynein intermediate chain binding
Source: RefSeq, a predicted model, not a curated record
GGUAAAAGCUAGCUAAAGACAGCAUUGGUAAAAGCUUUCUAAAGACAGCAUGUUUCUUUUUCAUUAACAAAAGGUUGUUUCCAUGGAGAUGGGCUCACAGGAACAUCUGUCAUCAAGACCUUUAUGGAUCAGUUCAAUCUCCUGUUGUGGUUUGUUGUUUAAGAAAAGCAAAAACACAGUCUCACUUUACGAAUUUCUCACCCACUAUUAAGCUAUCAUCCUGAAACGAAGGGCUAAGGUUAAUUUUGCUUUGAGAGUCAAAAAUUAGAGAAGGAGACCUCUGCUGCGAAGUUUUACUUUGAACGGAAGGUUAAUUGAAGCUGAACUGAUUCGUUGAUGAAGGACUAGGGAUAAAUUGGUAAGCUGAUUCUAUAUUUUAAGCUUCACAAUGCAAAAAGCCAGAUUUCAUGGUCAGCACUUUGGGAUCUUUGAGAAAAGCUUGCGAACUGACGAUUCCACGAAAAACACUACAACAGAACAGAGAACCCCUCGCAUAAACGAGACAGAAGAUAUGGAGGAACACCUUGAAAAGAAAACACAACAACACAAUAUGGCGAAUACAGUCGAAGGAAAGCGGAGACAGAGCGUAUUUUACACGCACGAAAUCAAGAAAAUAAUGGACGAAAUUUUGAAGGAGAAACUAUCCACUCAAUUAUAUGACGCCAAUACCUGUAGGGUUCUCUGCAUUAGUUUGUCAGAGGAUAUUAAAAGCCGAGUAAAGAAUCUAGGAAUGGAGAGAUUCCGUUUGAUAUGUAGCGUCAGUAUAGGAUCGAACUGUGGCCAAGGUAUUUUGAUGGCUAGUCGGUUUCUUUGGAAUGACUUCAGAGAUAAUUUUUCGACUUCUUCUUUUCAAAAUGCGUCUUUAUUUGCUGUAGCUAUCGUUUUCGGAGUUCUAAAAGAGUGAAGUGACAUUUGGAGCGAUGAAGAACACUGUAGAAGUCAGGCUGAAUGGAUUAAAGCUUUAAACAGCAA